GAGUGUGAUGUGUUUGUGUAUCCUCGGUGUUUUUCUCUCUUGCGUGUUUUAUUGAGUGUUAACAGAGUCUUGUCUCUGUGUAUUUAAGUGUUGAGACGAUGCAGGACACUACAGUGUGUGACAGUAAACAGAGCUUACAGGAGGAUCAAACCUCCACAGAGUCUCUGGAUUCUGUCUGUAACGCUGGAGAACAGCAGCAGAUCCUGCAGACCAAACUGAAGAUGUGUUCAGUUAAAAUCAUCGACUGCACGAACCUCAUGAUGAAGAUUAAAACUGAACCCACAGAAAUCAAAAUUGAACCCACAGAAAUCAAAAUUGAACCCACAGAAAUCAAAACUGAACCCACAGAAAUCAAAAUUGAAUCCAAAGAGGAAGAUCGCACUGAGGAAGAUGUUGGUUUUAUUCCAUCAGAUGUGAAGAGUGAUUUAUGUUUGGAUAUAGAAAUAUCGUCUUCAACAUCAAAAGAGCGACUGACAGCACAAACUCUUUCCUGCAUCACCUGUGGAAAGACAUUCAGCUCACAGAGACAUUUAGAGAGACAUGAGAGAAAACACACAGAAGAGAAACUCUUCACCAGAUCUGAGAUCAGCUUUACUACCUUACAAGAGAAGAAACUUCAUUCAGAAGACCACAGAGAGAAGAAGAAGAAGAAGCAGUUUCACUGUGAGCAGUGUGGGAAGAUUUUUAACUUUUCAUAUAAUCUUAAUGAUCACAUGAGGACACACACUGGUGAAAAGCCUUUCAACUGCACUGAAUGUGGAAAAUACUUCAGAACCAAACAAUAUCUUAUAGUUCAUCAGAGACUUCAUACUGGAGAGAAACCUCAUCACUGUAGUGUCUGUGGGAAGAGUUUUAGUCUAAAGCAUAACUUACUAAAUCACAAGAGACUUCAUACAGGUGAUAAACCUUUCAAAUGCUCUCAGUGUGACAAGACGUUUGCUCAGUCAGGUUCCUUACAAGCCCAUCAGAGAGUUCACACUGGAGAGAAACCUUAUCACUGUAGUGUCUGUGGGAAGAGUUUUAGUCAUGGGUCUGCAUUACUUAAGCACAAGAGAAUUCAUACAGGUGAAAAACCUUACAAAUGCUCUCAGUGUGACAAGACUUUUUCUCGGUCAGAUCAAUUGAAAGUCCAUCAGAGAGUUCACAUUGGAGAGAAACCUUAACACUGUAAUGUUUGUGGGAAGAGUUAAUCAACAGUCAAACUUUUGUAAAGCACCAGUGACCUUAAUAAGGUUAUGACACCAAAAACUUGUAUAAAGUUUUAAAUAUUGUUAAAAAACAAGUUAAUUGUAAAAUACGAGCAAAUAAUCAAAGUAUGCGUAACACACAUGAAAUAAAACCUUGCUGCUCAUGUUUUUAGAUUGAUCUUACAGUAUCAUAUUAUGGAGGACGGAAAAUUGUGCCAUAUUUCAAAGCUUUCUAGAGUUUUAUUUUAUGUUAUGAUGUCCUUAAAAGGAUAGUUUACGCAAAAAUCAAAAUUCUGUCAUCAUUUACUCACUUUCAUGUUGUUACAAGCCUUGUUGUUACAAAUAAAGUUUGAA
This is a messenger RNA of Paramisgurnus dabryanus, 1541 nucleotides long. The record is from RefSeq and is a predicted model, not a curated record. Lineage: Eukaryota; Metazoa; Chordata; Actinopteri; Cypriniformes; Cobitidae.